Glycine soja is the source of this 1611-nucleotide messenger RNA. Its product is annotated as solute carrier family 35 member F1-like. Bases 255 to 1295 code for a protein of 346 amino acids. Gene Ontology annotation, biological process: transmembrane transport. The record is from RefSeq and is a predicted model, not a curated record. NCBI's taxonomy places the organism in Eukaryota, Viridiplantae, Streptophyta, Magnoliopsida, Fabales, Fabaceae. Gene Ontology annotation, cellular component: membrane. Gene Ontology annotation, molecular function: transmembrane transporter activity. The transcript is spliced from 11 exons.
UGCAAUCGCGGGAGAGGAAGUGAAAGAGAGAUUGAUUUGACUAUGAGCAUGCAGUGAGUGUGAUCAAUAACUCUACCCAUUGCUUCAAAUUCAAUAUGCUUUUUGGUUUCGUUUCGUCUCGGCUUGUCUUUCACUUUCUCAACCACCCAACACAACACAAAUUCCCUUUCUUCUUCUUCUUCUUCUUCUAAAUAGAUAGAAGGAAUUUAGAUUAAUUAAAACAACCUUUCAUUCAUUCUGUUGUGUUGGGAAAUAUGAUGUUCGACUUUGCCAGGAUUUGGACCCGAAACACGUUAAUAGGUCUCGGCUUGGGUCAGUUUCUUUCUCUUCUCAUCACUUCCACCGGCUUCACUUCCUCUGAAUUGGCUAAAAAAGGAAUUAAUGCUCCAACUUCACAGUCGUUUCUGAAUUAUGUGUUCUUGACGCUUGUCUAUGGAACUGUUCUCCUAUAUCGAAGGAAAGCACUCAAGGCAAAAUGGUACUAUUAUAUAAUUCUCGGAUUGGUUGAUGUAGAAGCAAAUUUUCUUGUUGUGAAGGCAUACCAAUACACCUCACUCACCAGUGUGAUGCUGCUUGACUGCUGGUCAAUUCCGUCCGUCAUGCUUCUUACAUGGCUUUUCUUGAAAACAAAAUAUAGAUUCAAAAAGAUUACUGGUGUAGUUGUUUGCGUUGCUGGCCUUGUCUUGGUUGUGUUUUCUGAUGUUCAUUCAGGUGACCGUGCAGGUGGAAGCAAUCCUCGUAAAGGGGACCUUCUUGUUAUUGCCGGUGCUACCUUGUAUGCAAUCAGUAAUGUCAGUGAGGAGUUUCUUGUGAAAAGUGCUGAUAGAGUUGAGCUUAUGGCAAUGUUAGGUCUCUCUGGUGGCAUUAUCAGUGCCAUUCAAAUAAGCAUACUUGAGCGCAAUGAACUUAAAUCUAUUCAUUGGUCGGCUGAGGCAGCGCUUCCUUUUGUUGGAUUUGCAGUGGCCAUGUUUAUGUUUUACUCUUUAGUCCCUGUUCUGCUUAAGAUCAAUGGUUCUACAAUGCUAAAUUUGUCUCUGUUGACCUCAGACAUGUGGGCUGUCUUAAUUCGUAUUUUUGCGUACCAUGAGAAGGUUGAUUGGAUGUACUUUGUGUCAUUUGGUGCCGUUACCAUUGGGCUCAUAAUCUAUUCAGGAGGGGACAGAGAUGAUGAUCAACACCCUCCAAACGCUGCUAUCGAUGAUCAUCGCCCUGCAGUCAAACAAGAUGAAGAAGCCAAUUCAGGAAAUCAUAGCAAAGGAGCUGCGGCUGGAAGCUCAAAAACAUGGGUAGCUUAGUAUAGACCUACAGAUUCAUACACAGAAAAACCAUGAGGAAAAGUAUCCUCAAGAGAAUGGAGAUUAGUCUAAAUUUAUUAUGUAUUGGCAGCUCCUGCAAGAUUGCAUUCCAAGAAGAUAAUGUUCCUUCAGAUGCUGCUCUUGUUCACAUGUCUUGUAAUUUAAAGGAUCCUCUAAAGUUUCGUUUGAUGGAAUUUUGAGAAAACUCUUCAUCAUCUGGAGAUCAAUAGCCAACUUUUUAGUCAGUAUGUUGUUAAUUAUCUGAUAUUUUAAAGUAAGAAAUUAAUUUAAAGAAAUAGAAACUUUUGGAGUCAAA